GACCGCGUGCGGCGUACUGCCACAACACCCCCGCCGAAGCUCGGGUGGGAAGAUCGCCGCAGGAGGCUCCGCGUCCUUCGGGGGACUGCAUUUCCCAAGAAGCUCCACGCCCCGCUAGGCGCAGCUAACGACUUCGGCGAGGACGGGACCCAAGAGGCUGGAAAGGAGUACCCCGGAGCCGAGCCGCGCGCAUUCAACUCGUGGCUGGGCCAGAUGCCGUUUCGGCCCACCAGACCAGCCAUGGCUUUCCCUUUUCGCCUUUCACCGACCGGGGUAGGGUAGAGAAAUAGGAAAAAACGAGUUUAGAAGCUGAUCUCAGCUCGCGGGCAUUAGGUGGGCGCUGCUACCUCCUGAUUGGCCAACUCUGGGAAUUCUCCUCGUUCAUUGGCUAUCCGUCAGGAAGAAGGCGGACUCAAUGGGUGAAGGGCUUUUGGGGGCGUGUAGUUCGAGUGCUUCUUGCGGCGCAAGCACUGUGUGGUUUCCCGGCGAGCCUCGCGCGAACUUCCGGCGCAAGAACCUGGAGACGGAACUAAGAACCCCUGGACAGUUGUGGGCGGAGUACCUGUCCAGAUGCCCACCCGGCUGCCACAGGGGAUCCCUCUGGGAGACUGAAGGGCAGGCUCCCAGGCCCAGGUUGAGGCCAGCCAGUCCUGAGCUUUAGACCAGAGGAAUGGCAGCACCCCCAGAGCCUCAGGAUGAGGCCCCUGGGGAGGGAGAGGGGCUGCUGAUUGUCAAGGUGGAAGAUUCCUCCUGGGAGCAGGACUCUGCCCAGCAAGAAGAUAGCAGGGAUUCUGAGGCCUGUCGCCAGCGCUUUCGGCACUUUUGCUAUAGGGAUGUGGGCGGGCCCCAUGAGGCCUUCAGCCAGCUCUGGGAGCUCUGCUGCCGCUGGCUGCGGCCAGAGCUGCGCACCAAGGAGCAGAUCUUGGAGCUGCUGGUACUGGAGCAGUUCCUGAGCGUGCUGCCUGGAGGCGUCCAGGGCUGGGUCCGAGAUCGGUGUCCAGGGAGUGGAGAGGAGGCCGUUGCCUUGGUGGAGGUCCUGCAGAAGCAGCCAGUGAAAGCAUGGCCGCAGGAAGUGCCCUCAGAGGAGGUGGAACCCGAGGCUACAGUCCAGGGACCCCAGGCCAGGGGGCUUCGCAUGAAGGUGGGGGCGCGAAGCUGGCCUCCUGCACCUUGGGAGCAGCACAGCUGUGGUGGGUAUUUCUGUUCCAGAAAGCCUAGGGAUGCGUGUGCAUGUACACAUGUGAGAUCUCACUCCUGGCCGGGGCUGGCGUCUGUGAGCCUCUGUUCUUCUUCAGCCCAGCUUCCCGCUCUUAAAGAAGGGAGAACCAGAGAGACAGCCGACACCUGCUUUGCCUCUGAGGCCCACGGACCUGUGACAUUUGGAGACAUUCCCUUCUAUUUCUCCCGGGAAGAAUGGGGCUCUCUGGACCCUGCUCAGAGGGAACUCUUUUGGGACAUAAAGCGAGAGAACUCCCGGAAUGUUGCUCUGGCUCUGGUGCCAGAACCCAGUGGAACUGAAGAGGCCGCCCCCUCUCGGCUUGCAGGUUUGGGGCUCCGGAGCCACAGGGAGCAACCCGGGCUGGAGGAGUCAGUGAUGGCACCGGGGGGCCAGGCCGGAGACGGUGGCCGUGGCACCGGCCAUGGCGACGUGACUGCGUCCUGGAGCCCCAAGGAAGCCGAGGCUUGGGAGGGCGAGGCCCGGCCGGGGGCGCCCCUGGGCCGCGCGGUGGGGGCGCGCAGAGGGCGGCCGCCCGCGCGGCGGCGGCAGCUGCGGGACCUGGCGGCCGAGAAGCCGCACAGCUGCGGCCAAUGCGGCAAGCGCUUCCGCUGGGGCUCGGACCUGGCGCGCCACCAGCGCACACACACCGGCGAGAAGCCGCACAAAUGCCAGGCGUGCGAGAAGAGCUUCCGCAGCUCGUCGGACCUGCUGCGCCACCAGGGCGUGCACACGGGCCAGAAGCCCUUCUCCUGCUCCCAGUGCGGCAAGAGCUUCAGCCGCAGCGCCUACCUGGCCGACCACCAGCGCAUCCACACGGGGGAGAAGCCCUUCGGCUGCAGCGAGUGCGGCAAGAGCUUCUCACUGCGCUCCUACCUGCUGGACCACCGGCGCGUGCACACCGGUGAGCGGCCCUUCGGCUGCGGCGAGUGCGACAAGAGCUUCAAGCAGCGCGCCCACCUCAUCGCCCACCAGAGCCUGCACGCCAAGAUGGCCCAGCCUGUGGGUUGAGGGCUGGCGAGGGCCGGCGUGGGGCGGGUCUCCUGAGGGUGAAACAGGCACUGCAGCCCUCCUGGGCCUCCAUCUGGGCUGCCUGCCCUGCCCUAGGGCCUGCCCCCCCCCCCCCCCCCCCCCCCCGUACCUCAUGGCCAUUUCCCUUCUUCCUUCCUGGGGCCGCAGCACAUUCCUUGCCCGUGGCCUCUGCGUGGGAGACAGGCUGUGCCGUCAGGGAAGUGUGAGGACUGGGGCAGGGCCUGGGGUCCUCCGCACUGCCCUACCACCCCCCCCCCCCCAGCCUUGCUGGCCCGCGUGGCUCUUUGUUCCCUGCCCUGUGGGCUGAGUCUGUGGGCCUGGCCCUCUGCCCUUCUAAGCUGUGCCUUGCACUGGGUGUGGAGGACAGGCCAUGACCUGUGGGAUGCUGCUGGGCUCUGGGAGGGACAGCCUAUCCUGGGGAGGAUCGGGGUCUUGGGUAUGGCCACAGGGGGCUUUCCAGCCACAUCCCCUCCCAUUUCUAGGCCGUGACCGCUGGGUCCUGAAAGGAAACCGGCUGCCUCUGCUCUUAGCCUACUUGCCCCCAAGCGAGUCCCUGAGCGCACUCCCAGGCCAGUCUGGUGAGGGUGGUGGCAGCUCCAGGGAUGGGAGGCCCACACUGAAGACCAAGGACAGGGCUGCUGGAGGCUGGCUGUCCCCGGCGCCCCCCCCACCAGAGGUGUGGGGUUCGUGAUACUUAACACUAGCACUCUGUUAGCGCUCAGUCGCUGACUCCCUAAGCACUGCAUUCCAUGCUGCAGGCCACAGUGUCUGCAGAUAGGUGACAGCAGGGACCCACCACAGGCUCUCUGAAGGAGCUCGGCUCUGCUGGUCUCCAAAGGGCAGGCAGCAGAGGACAUUGAAUAAAUAAUGGAAUCUUU
Molecule: messenger RNA, 3126 nt
Organism: Mustela lutreola (European mink)
Lineage: Eukaryota; Metazoa; Chordata; Mammalia; Carnivora; Mustelidae
Gene: ZNF213
Product: zinc finger protein 213
Exons: 6
Coding region: 671-2227 (518 amino acids)
Biological process (GO): regulation of transcription by RNA polymerase II
Molecular function (GO): DNA-binding transcription factor activity, RNA polymerase II-specific; RNA polymerase II cis-regulatory region sequence-specific DNA binding
Source: RefSeq, a predicted model, not a curated record